This is a messenger RNA of Actinia tenebrosa (Australian red waratah sea anemone), 2085 nucleotides long. RefSeq names its product cytochrome P450 1A1-like. NCBI's taxonomy places the organism in Eukaryota, Metazoa, Cnidaria, Anthozoa, Actiniaria, Actiniidae. The record is from RefSeq and is a predicted model, not a curated record. Gene Ontology annotation, molecular function: iron ion binding; heme binding; steroid 17-alpha-monooxygenase activity. Gene Ontology annotation, biological process: progesterone metabolic process; hormone biosynthetic process.
UGCAAAUUUCCUUUGACCAAGGACUWGAAAACAAUACAAAUUGCAUGUAAAUGAGAUUUUUUUCAAAACCUUGGACUUAAUAACGCAAUCAAGCAAGCAAGGWCUGACCACGGUCAAUGAACGAGUUGGUUGGUCACCUCAUCGUGUUGUGAAAUCAAUAGACUCCGGGCAACGCAAUCGGAUUCAUCAUUGUUCCGAGAGACAGUCGAUGCUACAAGGUACUCAGUGACUUCUGCAUGCCUCGCUACAAGGUGACAUCAGGUGUUAACGUGGGAGGUAUCUAAACUAAAUUUGAAAACUAAACUUGACAGUGAAUUAUCAGCCUCCUAGGGAAAAGAACACUCAAAGAUGAUAUUAGGACAGUGUUGAUUCAUAGUUAGACCAAAACAAAAUGAUUACCUUGGAUUCAGUGCAAAAACUUUUACUGUUCCUUUCAUCUGUUUCUACAACGACCUUUAUCAUUUCCAUUUUCACUUUGUUAGCUAUCGCGUUAUUCUUCAAACGUAGAAAACAGCAAAAGAGCCUCAAUAUACCAGGCCCCUGCAAUCUUCCUUUCAUUGGAUGCAUGUUUUUGUUUCGGUGGUCCAAGUCUCCUCACAAGACUCUAGCCAAUCUUGCUUGGAUCUAUGGAAACGUGUAUUGCCUGAAUUUAGGAGAAACCAAGGUUGUAGUGGUCAAUUCUUCUGAUGCUGUUAAGGAAGCGCUUUAUCAGAGRGGAAGUGACUUUUCAGGGCGACCUGCACUGUUUUCAUUUGGUCUUUGGGCAACGGGAGAGAAAUCCUUCAUGUUCAAAGACUACAGUCUAGACUUCUCAAACUUAAAAUACAAAGCUGAAAUAUCGAUGCAGGAAAUUUCGAACGACGAAGAAUUCUUAACCACGAGGAGUUCAAAAGCCGUGGGGUCAUUAAACAACAGUUUUGAAUAUUUUGCUCAGCAGAACAGCAUUUUUGACCCAGAAAAGAGCAUCAAACAUGUUAUUGCAGAUUUCGUAAUGGAUACCGUAUUCGGGCCGGAUAUUUCUCGCUGGUUUUAUCACGAGGCUCGCUUGGUUUUGGAUGAAGUUUCUUGUGCUUUUGCGAAGGCAGCACACGUUGGAGCCUGUGUGGAUUUCGUUCCUUGGAUGCGCUACGUAACGAGGAAGACACUGACAAAGACGCGCUCCCAAGUUGGCCAACUGCGUGCGUUUGUGCGCAAAAUAUACCGUCUUCAUCAGCAAUCUYUAUUGCAAGAACGCAACAAAAAGAUCAGUCUUGCUUAUUGUCUGCGUUCUGCCGACAAAGGACAUCGUACAGCACCCACUUCUUUUGAAAGCAACGCAAACUCGGUUAUAGAUGAUGACACAAUUGUGUUUCUCUUGACUGAUGUUAUGUUCUGCGCGUACGAGAAGCUGUCAACAUCUUUUCGCUGGUGUGUCGCGCGUAUAGCAGCCAGUAGGCGCUUACAGCGUGAUAUUCAAGACAAGAUAGACGAAGAUUUCAAUAAUGAAAGUGAAAUUAGGACUAAUAGAAGACUGUCAUUGCUUAGUGCAGCUGUAGAUGAAACACUCAGAACAGCUUGUAUCAUGCCYUUUGGAAUCCCGCGCAAAACUACAAGAGAUACAACUCUAGAGGGAUACUUCAUCCCAAAGGAUACUGUAAUACUUUUUAAUUUGUGGAGUUGCUGUCAUGACUCAAAGCGCUUUUCGAAUCCCCUAAAAUUUGAUCCAUAUCGUUAUAAAAAUGAUACACACAACAACGUAAAACUCUCUUCACAUUGUGCCUUUUCUGGUGGGGAGCGCAAAUGCUUAGGAGAUCAUUUUUCGAGAAGGUUCUUAGUUGCUUUGAUGGCUGGUGUUUUACGGAAGUUUGAACUAGAGUUAGUGACUCCAGGCCCUGACAAGAGCCUAGAAGGCACAUAUGCAUUGACUUUACGACCUAAAAACUAUACCAUUUSCGUUAGGAAAAGAAGACAAAAGAAUGGGAAUAUAGAGAAUAUAUGAGAGAAGAUAAUGUCGGUCAUAGUAUGAUUAUUAGUGAAGGUUGCAUGUUCGUGUAGUCUUGUCUUGAUCCAAAAACUCUUAAUCAAAUAAAUGUUUUAGAAUAAACA